Molecule: messenger RNA, 663 nt
Organism: Myotis davidii
Lineage: Eukaryota; Metazoa; Chordata; Mammalia; Chiroptera; Vespertilionidae
Gene: AGT
Product: angiotensinogen
Exons: 3
Coding region: 163-663 (166 amino acids)
Biological process (GO): regulation of systemic arterial blood pressure by renin-angiotensin
Source: RefSeq, a predicted model, not a curated record
GGCGUCCGCGUCCCGGCCAGGAAAGAGGCUGCCCUGGUCUUGGGGACAGAACAGAAGGUCCUGGUCUGGUUUUAGGGACAGAAGCAGAAGGUAUUUGUGUUGGGAGCUGACGCAGAAGGUGCUGGUCUUGGGGGCAGACGCAGAAGGGCCCGCAGACGCGCGAUGAGUCCCGCAGGCCUGGGCCUCAGGGCCGCCCUGCUCUGCCUCCUGGCCUGGGCCGGCCUGCCUGCCGCCGACCGGCUCUACAUCCACCCCUUCCACAUGCUCGUCUACAGCAAGAGCAGCUGCGAUCAGCUGGAGAAGCCCAGCGGGGAGGCACCCCCGGACCCCACCUUCACGCCUGUCCCCAUCCAGGCCAAGACGUCCCCGGUGGACGAGGAGGCGCUGAGGGACCAGCUGGUGCUGGCUGCCCAGAAGCUCCAGGGUGAGGACAAGAUGCGGGUGGCCACGGUGGGCAUGCUGCUCAACUUCAUGGGCUUCCGCAUGUACAAGACGCUGACCGAGACGCAGGCCGCGGCCGGCGGGGCCAUCUUCUCCCCGACGGCGCUCUUCGGCACCCUGACCUCCUUCUACCUGGGGGCCCUGGACCCCACGGCGGGCCGGCUGCAGGCCGCCUACCCUGCCUCCUGUCCCCCUCAUCCUUUCAUUCCCUGGGUGCGGUGA